Molecule: messenger RNA, 705 nt
Organism: Arabidopsis lyrata subsp. lyrata
Lineage: Eukaryota; Viridiplantae; Streptophyta; Magnoliopsida; Brassicales; Brassicaceae
Exons: 2
Coding region: 78-530 (150 amino acids)
Source: RefSeq, a predicted model, not a curated record
UAACUACUUUCUUAAGCAACUGAGGGAAAAUGGGAAAGCAACAGAUUAAAAACUAAUCAAGAAAACGAAAAGUAACAAUGGCGACUAGGUUUUUGGUGAAGAGACUCACGGAGGUGAAUGUUUCAAGAACUCCAGGGGGAGAUUUAUCCGGUUAUGUUUUACGACAAGCUACAACCGGUAUCAACCGCUUCUCAACCGGAUUUAAGCAAACGGAGGGCACUAGUCACGACGAUAAGUCCACAACGAAUUACGUGGCGGACAAGGCAAAGGAAGGGGUGAAGAAAGCGACAGACGCAGCCGUCAACGCAGGAGAUAACGUGAAGGAUGCGAUGGACGGUGCAUGGAAAGCGGCUAAGGAAACGGGUCAAAACAUUAGUGAUGCGGUUGCGGGCGAUGAUGACGACGGCAGGAUUCAAGAGGAUAAGGUCGCGGUGGAGUUGAAGGAUGUUCAACAGCCUGUGGAUACGACGGAGUAUAGAGGCGUGGAGGAUCUACAUCAGCAAACCGGCGGCGAAGUUAAGUCACCCUAAGCUAUUGUGAUAGUGUUUCUUUCCUUUUCUCAUUGUUGUUUCAGUGAGAGCUAGGUUGCUUGUGCCUCGUGGUUCAGAGGUUUAUGAAUGGACCGUGGCGUAGAUCGCAUUGCAAUUUGUUUUUAUUACUAGUUGAACUAAAGCAAAACAAACAACCACUCUGAACAAUUUUCUA